AUGAUUCCACUUCCCAGCAAGACCACCCCCCCUACCACGAAGUCGGAGCAGGUGAUCAUCCCUCUGCUCUACUACGUCCAGCGCAUUCAGCGCCUGAUGUACGAGAUCCCCUCCGACGAGGACGCCCUUGAAUUUCUGGAGGACAACUUCAGUCCCGAGACGACCUUUGAAUGGAACUACGAGAAACUCCACUUCGAGGACUUCAAGAACUUUGUCCAGAACUGGCGCACCCGCUACACCUUCCUGGAGUUCAAGUUCUUCGACCCCGUCGCCACCCCGGACCCCAGCGACCCGGAGGGCCGUGGCGGAACGCUCGGGUUCGGCAUGCGGGGCCGCGUGAUCGGGAAGGAUGAUGGCAAGAUCUAUGAGGGGAAGGUUCAUGGGAUCUUCAAGGUGGAAUGGGUGCCGGGGGAGAAUGGGGGUGAGGAUCGUCGUGUGAUUACUCGCAGUACUCAGGUGUUGCAGGGGCCUCACGGCAUGAGUUCUCAGGCGCAUGCAUGUGAGAUCCGGCUCUUUCAUGGUGGACUGGCCGGCUCCUGCCCGGAGCAGCUUCCUGACGACAAGCUGGCGGAGCUUCUGCGCACAGUCCUCGAAGCCCUAAAGGUGGAUUUUCGUGAUACCUUCGACAUCUCGCCGGAGCUGGCGAUCUGA
Aspergillus aculeatus ATCC 16872 is the source of this 651-nucleotide messenger RNA. RefSeq lists its product as uncharacterized. The coding region runs from base 1 to 651 and encodes 216 amino acids. The record is from RefSeq and is a predicted model, not a curated record. The transcript is spliced from 6 exons. Lineage: Eukaryota; Fungi; Ascomycota; Eurotiomycetes; Eurotiales; Aspergillaceae.